Messenger RNA from Paramormyrops kingsleyae, 1680 nucleotides. Its product is annotated as serine/threonine-protein kinase pim-2-like. The record is from RefSeq and is a predicted model, not a curated record. NCBI's taxonomy places the organism in Eukaryota, Metazoa, Chordata, Actinopteri, Osteoglossiformes, Mormyridae. Gene Ontology annotation, cellular component: cytoplasm. Gene Ontology annotation, biological process: regulation of mitotic cell cycle; negative regulation of apoptotic process; protein autophosphorylation. Gene Ontology annotation, molecular function: ATP binding; protein serine/threonine kinase activity.
AGAUUUGUCGUCAGUUUUGCGCUGUAUUUCUGCUGGUUGGUCGUGUAUUCAUUUAAUGAAAAAAGCACUGUUCAGUUUAGAAAUGGAGCUGAGAAGUCGCAAACGACCAGUCCCUCAACCUGAGUGUGAGGGGGCUGCCCCUGUGGAUGGUCAGGAGGGAGGAAGGAAAAGACAGAGGAAGACGGAACCUCAGGGCCAACUACAGGGAGGUGGUGUCAAGGGGCGUAAGAAUAAAACCACCAGGAGAAGGAAAAAAGUGCUACAGAAAACCAAAGCAGCACAAAGCGAAAAUGAAUCACCCCCGUCCAAGGAUUUAAGUGAUCCCUGCAGAGCAUCCUUAGAAGAUCUCUACACUAAAGGGGAACUACUUGGAAAGGGAGGGUUUGGCACAGUGUAUGCGGGGAUAAGAAAGAGUGAUGGGAUGCUGGUGGCCAUCAAAUACAUCCCCAAGGAGAAAUGUGCCAGGCAGCUAAGAAUGCCUGGACAAGAGAAGCCACUCCCUGUGGAGGUGGCUUUGAUGGUUCACUUAAACUCAGAGCCAACUUGUUCUUCCAUUCUGAAGCUGAUUGAAUGGUUUGACUUGCCCAGCGAGUAUGUGUUGGUGCUGGAAAGACCUGAGCCAUGCAUGGAUCUCAUGCAAUACAUCAGGAGCCAAGGGAACUUCCUUAGUGAGGAGGUGGCUCAGCAUGUGCUCAUGCAGCUGCUCAAUGCCCUGAACCACUGCCAGAGCAAAGGCAUUAUUCAUCGGGAUAUCAAGCCCAGUAAUAUCCUAAUACAUACUAAGACCCUACAAGUGAAGCUGUUGGACUUUGGCUGUGGGGAUAUUCUGAAGGACGAUCCAUACACUUAUUUUGCAGGAACAGCAUUGUAUUGCCCCCCAGAGGUUUUCCUGUUUAGAAAGUACUUGUCUAGCCCCUUCACAGUGUGGUCUGUGGGAGUGACGCUUUACAGGAUGGUGUGUGGCACAAUACCCUUCUGGAACUUUAUGGAAGCCAUCUGCAAACCUCUGGAAGUCCCAGCAUCGGUGUCACCUGACUUGCAGCAUCUAAUUCGUUGGUGCCUGACUCUUAUCCCAGUAAACCGGCCAACGAUAGAUCAGAUUAUGCUUCAUCCAUGGCUACAGCAGUGCAGGCCAAAGGACUGAGGUUUCAGGCCAACAAAGAUUCAAGCUGCCUCUCCAAUAAAAUGACAGACUGAGGCACUGAAUAAUAAACAAUAAAAGGCACUGAGGAAGAUCAAGCCCCCGCAAGGCAGCAGGACCAGACAACAACCCUGGGCGGCCCUCAAAGCGUGUGCUAAGAAGCUGGCUGAUGUUCUUACCGCAAUCUUCAACCUUUUCCUCAGCCAGGAAAGGUUGAUGCUGGCCCACAUCCAGAGGAACAUCCAUCCUAGACACUCUGGCAACCUGCAGUAUGCCUACCGGCCCAACAGGUCCACAUCAGACCCCAUUGCUGCUGCCCUUCACUAUUCCCUCUCCCACCUGGAAAACAAGGACUCCUACAUCAGGAUGCUUUUUGUUGAUUACAGCUCCGCCUUCAACAUGGUCAUCCCCCACAAACUCAUCCACAAACUGACCACACUCAGCCUGCACCCCACCCUCUGUGACUGGCUCCUGGAUUUAUUUAUUUUUUGUAUUUUUUAUUGAGCGUCAAUACAAUUUAUAACGAUGGUACAAAAAGA